Molecule: messenger RNA, 942 nt
Organism: Cucurbita maxima (winter squash)
Lineage: Eukaryota; Viridiplantae; Streptophyta; Magnoliopsida; Cucurbitales; Cucurbitaceae
Product: transmembrane emp24 domain-containing protein p24delta7-like
Exons: 4
Coding region: 212-847 (211 amino acids)
Biological process (GO): intracellular protein transport; endoplasmic reticulum to Golgi vesicle-mediated transport; Golgi organization
Cellular component (GO): Golgi apparatus; endoplasmic reticulum; endoplasmic reticulum-Golgi intermediate compartment
Source: RefSeq, a predicted model, not a curated record
GACGUGUCAGUUCAUUCGCUAGAGACGGGUUUGUAAAGAAACUGAACACCGUCGUUCCUAAGCGUUCGCCAUUGCCAAAUCGCCAGCAGAUCUUUGCGUUUCUCUUUGAAUUUGAUGUUCUCUUCAGAUUACGUUCUAUCCAGUCUGAACUUUAUAUUCCAAUCACUUAACCUUAUUAGAGCUUACAGGUUACCCCUGCCGGAGAUCAAUCAUGCUGAAAUGGAGUUUCUUGGUUUCGGUUCUUUUGGGUCUGAUGUCCACCGUUGCUGUUUCGAUGCGGUUCGAGCUUCAAUCGGGCGGCACCAAAUGCAUUUCGGAUGACAUUAAAACCAAUGCCAUGACGGUCGGCAAGUAUUCGGUGAUUAGUCCCAACGAAGAUGUUCCCAUUCCCGAUUCUAGCAAACUCACUGUCAGGGUCAGUUCGCCUCAUGGCAACACGUAUCAUAAUGCGGAUAAUGUGGAUUCUGGAAAUUUCGCGUUCACUGCAGCCGAGUCUGGUGAUUAUACUGCUUGUUUUUGGGCUCCGGAACAAAAACCCCCAGGUUCAGUUACAGUUGAAUUUGAUUGGAGGUCCGGUGUUUCUUCUAAGGAUUGGUCCAAGGUUGCUAAGAAAGGGCAGAUUGAAAUAAUGGAAUACGAGUUGAAGAAGUUGUACGACACUGUAAUCUCUAUACAUGAUGAGAUGUUUUACCUCCGUGAAAGAGAGGAGGAGAUGCAGCAACUGAACAGAUCAACAAACGCAAAAAUGGCCACCUUUAGUAUCCUAUCACUUGGAGUUUGCUUGUCUGUCGCUGGUUUACAGUUGUGGCAUCUCAGGGCAUUCUUUGAACGCAAGAAGUUGCUCUGAUUUUUUUCCCUCCCAUUUAAUAAACUCUCUCUCCCUCUCUCUGUUUUCUGAUAUAUAUUUUUUAAAUUUUCUUUUAGUCUAUUUUUCUUUUAAUU